AUGGAAGUUCUGUGUCCCUCAAAUCCGAGCUCAGGAGCAACAAAUGCCUUGACGGCAAAGACGGGAGUUCUGUGUCCUUCCAAUUCGAGCUCAGGACCAACAAAUGCGUUGACGGCAAAGACGGGAGUUCUCUUGGGAGCUACCAACGGUCUUGACGGCAAAUACGGCAAGUCCCGUGUCCUUCAAAUCCUACAUCGGGAGCUACAAACGGCCUUGACGGCAAAGAUGGAAGUUCUGUGUCCCUCAAAUCCGAGCUCAGGAGCAACAAAUGCCUUGACGUCAAAGAUGGGAGUUCUGUGUCCUUCCAAUUCGAGCUCAGGACCAACAAAUGCGUUGACGGCAAAGACGGGAGUUCUCUUGGGAGCUACCAACGGUCUUGACGGCAAAUACGGCAAGUCCCGUGUCCUUCAAAUCCUACAUCGGGAGCUACAAACGGCCUUGACGGCAAAGAUGGAAGUUCUGUGUCCCUCAAAUCCGAGCUCAGGAGCAACAAAUGCCUUGACGGCAAAUACGGGAGUUCUGUGUCCUUCCAAUUCGAGCUCAGGACCAACAAAUGCGUUGACGGCAAAGACGGGAGUUCUGUGUCCUUCAAAUCCGAGCUCAGUAGCAACAAAUGUCUUGACGGUAAAGACGGGAGCUCCGUGA
This is a messenger RNA of Nezara viridula (southern green stink bug), 645 nucleotides long. Lineage: Eukaryota; Metazoa; Arthropoda; Insecta; Hemiptera; Pentatomidae. The record is from the annotation of a GenBank genome assembly.